UAUUUUUAUUUGUAUUUUAAUCAGAGGCAGAGCAAUAGGUUUGCGCGGCCCUCACUGGUCACCGACUUACCGUCACUAACGCAAAUAAGCUGCAAAUUCGCCGCCCGAAACCGCGCCUUCCCUUCUUCACACAUACGACAUGGCGCAGACGAAGCGAAAAUCCAUAGACGGCGGCGGCGGAGACAAGGCAAAGGGAAAGAGAGGCAAGCCCGGCGGCAAGAAGCAGAAGAAAGGCGCCGACGCAAGAGAGAGAAAAGGCCCUCGUUUGCCCAACGUUCUCCGAAAGGAGGUCGAACGCUUAAACCCUAUCGAAGAUGAAGAUAUUGAUUCCGAUGAGGCGGAGGUUUAUGGCCGGGACUUUUACGAGUACGAAGAGGAGCUGCCUGAGGAGGAGAAAAGGAAGAACCGCCGAUUCGACCCGGUCGAGAACCUCGAGUAUCAGCUUCCUGAUGAAUUUGAGGAUGAAAAUGUGUCAUCUGAGGAUGAUGACAAUGACAUGGGGGAGGCUGGAGAGGGUGGGGGUGAAGGUGAUGAUGAUGAUGAUGAUGAUGGAAGGCAAGGAAGCACACGAAUCCCGGCUUUUGAAGGGAAGAAGAAGAGGAAUACCAAUGUUGUUGUAUCAGAGGCAUAUCCCGAGUCUGAGUAUAACCCUACACGUGAUACUUUGGAUGGUGAAGGGCCUGUUAGCAUUGAAGACCUUCUGAACCCUCUCCAUGGAAAAUCUGGUUAUAGCAAACUGAGAAAGAGAAUACAUCAUCUUGAAAAGAAAUCCGUUCCUACUCCAGCUCCACUUCCAAAAGCAGAUCAAGAGAAAUUGGAGAGGAUGGCAGCAUAUGAAAAAUCAACGGAAGAACUACGAAAGUGGGAACCAAUCAUUAAGAGGAACAGGGAGGCGCCUACCAUAUAUUUUGAUGAUGAUAUGGAUUUACGAUCUUCAACGACAUCUGAUUUCAAACCUAGAACUGAAUUUGAAAAGAAAAUUGCGUCAUUAGUUUAUGAUGACCAGGUUAAAGAUGCUCACCUAAAAGACGGUUCAAGGCUUCUUGAAUUAAAUAAGGUAUCCGCUGAAGAUGAAAGAGACCGCCAUAAUCGAAUGGCCAAAAUGCGCAGCCUUCUCUUUCGUCAUGAAAUGAAGUCAAAACACAUAAAAAAGAUCAAAUCCAAAACUUAUCAUCGUUUGUUGAAGAAAGAUAGAUUGAAAGCAACAUCUGCACAAAGUCAAAUGGAUCCAGACGCUGCUAAAGAACUUGCAAUGAAGCAAGAGUAUGAACGAGCAAAGGAAAGAAUGACUCUGAGGCACAAAGGUAGCUCCAAGUGGACAAAGCGCAUCAAAGAGCGUGGUAUAGAUGUCCAAGAUGAAGGUACUCGGGCUGCUAUAGCUGAACAGCAGCACCUGCAUGCUCAGCUGACAAGAAAAAUGAAUUCUAUGAAAGACGGUAGUAGCAGCAGCAGUGAUGACAGUAGUGACGAGGAUGAUAUAGAUGUAUAUUCACCUGGUUCAGACCAUGCUAGGGCAGCGAAGCUGUUAGAAAAAGCAAAGGAGAAGACACGUAAUGUGCUGAUAGAUGAUGCUGAAGUGCCUAACUCAGGAGUGCUUUCAUUACCUUUUAUGGUGCGUGGAUUGAAAAAAAAGAAUGAGGCAGCUGCUGAAGAAGCUAAACUUGCUCUUCAAGAGUAUGAAUCAUGGUCAAACCCAUUGGAGGAUUCAAGUGGGGCAGAUAAUCUGAAAGUGGGCCCUCCAAGUGGUAGAAUGGUCUUCAAUGGAUCUAAAAAUAAGGCUCCAGAAUCAAGUAAUAAGACCAAAGCAGACAAUAAAAUGAGAUCAGAUAAUUAUUAUGCUAAUAGUGAUAGUGAAGAUGACUUGGAGCCCGAAGAAAAUGUUGAUGUUGAGAAAGACAGAAGUAGUGAUUUGUACAAGGAUGUCAACAUUAGUGCUGCGCUACUUCAUGAAGAUUCUCAAAAUCACAACGAUUCUCUUUUCAAGAACUUCGGUGAUAUUGUUCAAGCCCCAGGUCCGAAGACAACACAUGAGGUUUCUAUUUUUGCUUCAGGCUCGUGGAAAAAGAUAAAAAGUGGCAAUAGAGUGGAUGCAAAUGGUAGAAAGUCUAUUCGUCCCCUGGAAUCAGUUGAGCGGAAUCAAAAUCUGCAAGAACGUGUGGAGGAUUUGGAUGAGGAUAGUGAUGCAAAUAGCGAGGGGCAGAUGGUAGAUGGAUUUCUUACUUCAGAUCCAAAAGAUGAAUACCGCCUUCCUUCUCAAGCUGAGCUAAUUCGUCAAGCCUUUGCAGCGGAUGAUGUAGAGGAUGAAUUUGAGAAGGAGAAACAGGAAGUUCUGAAUGAGGAAAACCCUGAACCCGAAAAGCCGACUUUACUCCCUGGCUGGGGUCAGUGGACUCAUGUACAGAAAAAGAAAGGCUUACCUUCUUGGAUGCAAAAAGAACACGAAGAUGCCAAGAAGAAGAGAGAAGAAACCCUUAAAAAGAGGAAGGAUGCACAUCUUAAACGUGUUAUUAUCUCGGAAAAGUUGGAUAAAAAGGCGGAGAAACUUUUCACAAAAACAUUACCUUACCCUUUCACAUCCAAAGAAGUUUUUGAACAGAGCAUUCGCAUGCCCCUGGGUCCUGAAUUCAACCCUGCAAGUGCUGUUGGAGCUCUUAAUCGGCCUGAAGUGAUGAAGAGACCCGGUGUAAUUAUAAGACCGGUCGAGUUUGAGGAGGUGAAUCCUCAAGGAAAAGUAGAGGAUCACAAACAGAGUGGAAAGAAACAGAAAAAGAAGAAUAAGAGUAACAAGAGUAAAAGCGGUAGCGACAAAAUUGUGACAAAGGUGAAGACUAAGCUCAAGAGUUGAUUAAUGCAAAACUGUUUUCGGGUAAUUUUUUUCCAGUUCCAUUCUUUCCAUGGCGUAAGCGUCAUCAAUUUUCUACGUUUUGGAAGAUGAACUAGUGAGAAGAGAAGACAGAUCGAGCUGGGAUACUUAAUCUGUACGUGCUGGUUGAAAUUCAAUUGCCAUAAUUUUUGUAUCUUUUAUUCUUUUCUCUUCUCCUGUGUUGCAUGCAGUAGUUUGGUAGAAACUGUAUCAGCUAUAUAUUAAAGCUAUUUAACAUUUUAGGAAAACCUAAUUUGAAUUUUACUGCUGUAGUAUACAUGCUGUGUUAUUGUAUUUGUGUUUUCAUUUUUCA
This is a messenger RNA of Pyrus x bretschneideri (Chinese white pear), 3176 nucleotides long. RefSeq lists its product as uncharacterized. The coding region runs from base 140 to 2845 and encodes 901 amino acids. Gene Ontology annotation, biological process: rRNA processing. NCBI's taxonomy places the organism in Eukaryota, Viridiplantae, Streptophyta, Magnoliopsida, Rosales, Rosaceae. The record is from RefSeq and is a predicted model, not a curated record. The transcript has 11 exons. Gene Ontology annotation, cellular component: nucleolus; small-subunit processome.